Dermacentor silvarum is the source of this 644-nucleotide messenger RNA. RefSeq lists its product as uncharacterized. The record is from RefSeq and is a predicted model, not a curated record. Gene Ontology annotation, molecular function: protein binding. The transcript has 6 exons. The coding region runs from base 90 to 644 and encodes 184 amino acids. Lineage: Eukaryota; Metazoa; Arthropoda; Arachnida; Ixodida; Ixodidae.
AUGUGCAUGCAUAUCGGCAACAUCCUGCAGCCACCAUAUCUAAUCUGCAUCUCUCACUGCUGCUGUCUUUAUUUCAGUCGUGCCCCACCAUGCUGAGUGUCCAUGAGUUUCUCCGCCGGCCAAAGGGGCAGCUAGGCCUGCUUUGGUUGGCGGGGACCUCACCAACAUUGGUCACCGAUGAACAGCUCGAAGAUGUGUCGCUGGCCGACCUGAGUGAUGAGCUUCAGCGCGAGAUGACCCAGGAGAUUGGUGGUCGGAAGUCACUGCGCUUCUCCCUGGGGCUGUCGUGCAAGCUCACCAAGGGGCUCUCAGUACUGCACCGCAGGAAGGCUGCCCUUGUCCUAGACCAAGGUCUACAGAUGAUUACAAGCCGAAGGCAGCUCAAGACUCGUAACCUUGAGUGGCGGAGCGCCAAACCAGAGUUGGCCAAGGACGCAGCUGAACGGCCGCGCAGGAGGAGGGCUAGAGCACCUGUAUGUGUGGCGUGCGGCGUGCAAUGCCUGCCCCCCACUAAGCGUAUGAAGGGUGCAACCUCGCGAGUUGAUGUGCCGGAUGACUUCGACAACCCAAUUGCAGCUCCCCACCCAGGUGAAAAUUUCCUGUUGGUUUCUUGCUGGGAGUUGCUGGUUUGUACUGGUUUCUGA